Messenger RNA from Toxorhynchites rutilus septentrionalis, 2197 nucleotides. Its product is annotated as UDP-glucosyltransferase 2-like. The coding region runs from base 82 to 1659 and encodes 525 amino acids. NCBI's taxonomy places the organism in Eukaryota, Metazoa, Arthropoda, Insecta, Diptera, Culicidae. The transcript is spliced from 3 exons. The record is from RefSeq and is a predicted model, not a curated record. Gene Ontology annotation, molecular function: UDP-glycosyltransferase activity.
CAUUUGAGGAUUAUCACAGCUUAGUAUAAAUUACGAACCCAAACCGCUAGCAUCUUUCAUGUCGUUUGCGGUGUUAGCAAAAUGAACAUUAAGGGGUUACUUUGUGCGUUGGUUGUGAUGGUGGCGUUGGCGGGGCGCGAAAGUGAGUGCGCGAGGAUUUUAGCGAUUUUUCCUGCGCCCGCUAAAAGCCAUCAGAUAGUGUUUCGCGCGCUAGUCAAAGGGCUGCUGGCUCGAGGACAUCAUAUCACUAUGAUGACCACCGAUCCCUUCGAGACCAAUAAUCCAAACAUAACUCAGAUCAAUUGGAACUAUGCACACAAAAUUGUGGAGGAAAAUUUCGAUGUGGCCAAAAUGAGGCAGCAGAACUGUAACUCGUUGGAUAUCGCCACCCAGUUGCUGGUGGUGACGAAAAAAUUCAUCGAAGCCGAACUGAACCAUCCGGAAGUGCAAGCGUUGAUAAAGAACGCUAGUGAUGAACAUUUCGAUGUGUUGUUAGUGGAAUAUUUUCAAAUGACUCCGUUCUUCGCGUUCGCGGAACUGUUUAACAUACCGAUGAUCGGAGUGACCUCGAUCGAUUCGAUUGCAAUGGCUCAUGAAGUGGUUGGAAAUGUGAUGAAUGUGGUUGCCCAUCCGGAGAUGAACCUUAAAUUUUCUUCGAGUCCAAACUUCCUCCAGCGGAUGGAGGCGGUAAUCAACAAGAUUUUCAUCGAUCAUUAUCUGAUCCCGAGGGAGUUCGCCAAGUACGAUAAAAUUAUAGAGCAGAAUUUUGGCAGCAACAUGACCAAAUCCAAAGAACUGAUGCAUCGUAUCGACUUCCUCAUGACCAAUGUGGAACCAGUGAUGGGGUUUGUUCGACCGAAUGUCCCACGCGCCAUUCAACUGGGAUUUCUUCACGUCGAACCGCCGAAGGCACUACCAGCUGAUCUUCAGUCGUACCUGGAUAACUCCCAACGUGGUGUAAUCUACUUCAGCCUGGGCACGCUGAUCCGUAGUGACUCGAUUAACUUGAAAAAUCUAAACAUUUUUGUGGAAACGUUCAAAUCGCUCAAGUAUGACAUCUUGUGGAAGUGUGACAGUGAAGUGGAUCUGAACGGAACCAGCAACAUUCGCGUUGCACGAUGGCUGCCCCAGCAGGAUCUACUCGCCCAUCCAAAUGUCAAACUGUUCGUGAUGCAGGGAGGCCAACAGUCGAUGGAGGAGGCGGUGGAUCGCCAGGUGCCAAUGGUGGUGAUUCCUUUCAAUUUCGAUCAGUUCGCCAACGCCGAUCGGAUUGUCGAGCGAGGAAUUGGCAAAUCGAUCUGGAUGGAACGACUCACCGUGAGGGAUUUGCGGGACGCGAUUGUGGAAGUCAUCGGUAAUAAAAAAUACAAGCGGAAUAUCGAGCGGCUUAGCCAGCUAGUCAAGGACCAACCGAUGCAGCCCAUCGAGAAAGCCGUGUGGUGGACUGAGUACAUUAUUCGUCAUCAGGGCGCAGCUCACUAUCGCUACCAUGCGGCUCAGAUGCCUGUUUGGCAGUAUCAUUACUACGAUGUGGCGGUUACGUUUCUGAUCGCGGCACUGGUUGGCGCAUACGUGACGCUUCAUGCUGUCAGACGAUUUUUCAACUAUCUUUUUGACUAUCCUUCAGUGGAGCAGGGCAAAAAACAAAAGAUUCUGUAAAUAAUUUAUUCUGGAAUUUUGAUUCGUUGAUAACAGAGAAUGCACUCGGAGAUCGUUUGAUCUUAAUAGUGUAUGUACGGAAAUGUUACGACAGGUCAAUGUACUCAAGAAGCAAGCGGGACAAACACACAAAAGUUUUAUAACGAUGAUUGCGUACAUUAGCGUAUGCAAACACUGAACCACGAGCGAGGCGCUUGCAGACGGGUAACCUUGAGGACCUGAAAUUGAGAGUGAUGCGAUUUUGUAAUCUGCAGGAGUUUUUUUUUGUGUAUGUACAGACCUCUUACGUCUUUUUUUUUUUUUGUUGUAUAUUGUCCGUUUAGGUUAGCGAAGCCGAAGUUUAAGUUAAUGUUUAUUUAAGAUAUUCACACCCAUCAUAAGCCCCAUUCAUCAUUUGUAUUUUACCCAUUCAAAGAGAAAUAUAUACGAUUCGGAUAGAUAUACGCUAGAAGCGGAUAGAAUUUAAGUGGGCCAGUCGGGUGAGUGUCAGUGUUACGGUGUGGCAAGUGGCCCACCGCUGUCGAUUGUACCAAAAUAU